CUGGAGUAACAAUCAUUUUAUUGUCCUUUACACUUGUGUACUAAAGAAUUACAGUAAACUACCUUGAAUCUUGAAUACAUGGUUUAUUAGUAUAGCAACAAUAUGAUCAAUUUGCAUUACAGUGGACUUUUUUGUUUUUUCAUAAUUUAUAUUUUUUUCUGUGAAUGUUGUGUCUCUGAUGCUCUGUGCCUGUGAUGAGGCGAUAAGUGAGUUUUUCAUUGUAUCUGGGCACACAUGUACUUGUGCAGAUGACAAUGAACUUGACUUCGACUUUGCUCAUAUUUCUCUUCCAAUCAGUUCUCUGAAGUUGCAGUGUGGUAUGUGGCCAUGUUAUCUUACUUCAUUGUCAAAUAUCCUUACUUCUGUGGCAAUCAGUUCCCUGGAAUUGUUCUCAUGUCAGCUAAGCUCAUCCAAAUUUGUCUGCAUUAUGAAAGAUAAAGUGUUCCUGUUCAAUGGAUAAGGCAAGUUUGAAGGCAUGUGGGCCAAACGUGGGAAAAUAGGCAUCUUGGACAAAGUUGGUCUGUUUCUGUGCUGCAUAACUCUUUGCUUCUCUAUGACUAUCUAACGAUGAGUAUAAUCACAGCUUCCACUUCGCUGUUGUGGUGUGAUUUAGAAAGGAGGAUUUGUAUUUCUGUAACAUCAUUCAUAACUCCAAGCACUGUACAGAUAGUGAAGUGUAUUGUUGCUGUAACGUGGGAAACAGAGCAAUCAAGUUUACACGGCAACUCCCAUAGAUAACAACAUGACCAGGACUUGGAGAGCCUGUUUCAGUGAUAGGUAAAAGUUAUGUUCCCUGAUCUUCUCUGAGUGAGUACCUUGGGAUUCUUUGCAACUAUCUGUGAGGUGAGACAAAUUUAACACUGCAUCUGAAGGUAACACCUGUGACACUGUUGUGCUGAAGUACAGGGUAGAUUUCAUUGCAUGCAUUCUCUACAUUACCAUUUCAAAAGCAUUUCAUUGGCUGCAGUGCACCUUGUCACAUCCUGAGACCAAGAAAGUCACCACACAAAUGUGCAUUCUGGCUCAAAGAUGAGAGUUUCACCAAUGAAGCCACAGAUGUUACAAAUGAUUUAAAGUUAAAUCGCAUAUACCAAACAGUAUAUCUCUACUGAGAACAAAUAAAUGUACGUAUAUAUACCAUAUGUGUACAUAAGAUUUCCUUCAUAUAAACUUCCAGCCCAAUGCAGAGGGUGCUCCUUUUCAGUCAGGGAAAUAAAUGGGCUGCUUAUGCCCUCUCCGCUGAAUGUAAAAGUCUAAUGGCACCAUCCUGAAGAAAAGUAGGGUGGUUAUCAUAAAGAGUGCUGGAAUCUUUCAACUGGUCAGGCAGUAUCUUAUGGAAAGAAAAUCAGAAUUAAUAUUUCAGAUCAAAGACCUUUAUGUCUCCCACUUAUCUCAACAGUGCUAAGGCCAAGAAGGUUGAGAGUUUCAUGUUCUCGGGAGAGAACAUUGUCAAUAGCUUGUCCUGGUCCAACCAUGUAGAUUCUAUGGCUAAGAAGCUAACCGAUGCCUCUGCUUCCUCAGUAGGCUAAAGAAUUUUUUAUCUGUGUACCCUAUCAUAAUGGCCUGGUAGAGCAUCUGCUCAGUCGAUUAAUGAAAAAAAUUGCAGAGUUUCAUCUAUCACCUGGUGGUUCUCUCUCCCCUUCCCCCACCUUUUAAAUCUACUCCUCAGUUUUUUUUCUCCAGUCCUGCUGAAGGGUUUUGGCCUGAAGCAUCAACUGUACUUUUUCCCAAAGAUGCUACCUGGCCUGCUGAGUUCCUCCAGCAUUUUGUGUGUGUUCCCCUUCAUGGACUCUGCCUACACUUCUUGUUGCCUUGGUGAGCAGCCAACAUAAUCAAAGACCCCGUCUGACCCAGAUAUUCCCCACUUCCAUCGAACAGCAGAUAUAAAGGCCUGAAAACAUGUAUCACCAAGCUCAAGGAUAGAUUCUAUCCCACUGGGCUCUUCCCUAGUAUGAUAAGAUGUACUCUUGACCUCUUAGUCACCCUUACAUCUUAUUGGCUACCUGCAUUGUACUUUCUCUAUAAUUGUAACACUUUAUUCUGCAUUCUCUUAUUGUACUACCUCAAUGCACUGAUGUAUUAAAAUUAUCUGUAUAGAUGGUAUGCAAAACAAAGCUAUUUGACUGUACUUCAGUAAAUGUGACAAUAAUAAACUAAUUCAGCAAUUCAAUUUACCAAUUUAUCUUAUUCAUUAGUUUCUCUCUCCAUAGAUGCUGCCUGACCUAUUGAAUAUUUCCAUAAUUUACUGGGUUUGUUUCAGACUAACAGUGUCUGUAGUUUGUUGGUUUUUAAGGGUGGCUAUUGGCACUGCCCAGCACAAUUAUUGCUCCUUGGUCACAAAAUAAAACAGAUUAUCUGACCGUUUCAUAAUUUGCUGUUUGUGGGAGCUUGCUGUGCAUAAUAGGCCCGCUUUAAUGUCUCUCGCACAAUGGGGACCACCAUGUCAGAGGCAUUUCACUGGAUGCAGAGUGCUUCGGAACAUCCCAAAAGGCGGUAUAAAGAUAAAAGUCUGUCUUUUCAGAAAGCACAGAUCAACGUGCACUAGGACCUAGUGGCGAUAGAACUUGUGCUCGGUCCCAGUUCAGUCCAUUUCCAACUUCCCGUCCUGACGUCAGCCUGCUCCUUUGGCUCAGGUUUGACAUUAAAAAGAAAAAUGCUGCUGUCGGUGCCACGGGCAGGAUUUAGUCCGUAUCCCUAUUCUAACCGUUCAUCAAAGAAGCAGCCCUAUGCCCCAACAGCCCAGCAGAUGGCUCCACCAAGUCCCAGUACUAAUAGCAGCAGUAACAGCAGCAGCGUCGUAGGGGAGCAGCUGAGUAAAACCAACCUGUACAUCCGUGGGCUCCACCCUGGCACGACUGACCAGGACCUUGUCAUGCUCUGCCAACCGUAUGGCAAAAUAGUUUCCACAAAAGCCAUUCUGGACAAGACAACCAACAAGUGCAAAGGCUAUGGGUUUGUGGAUUUCGAUAGUCCCGCAGCUGCACAGAAGGCAGUGUCUGCGCUGAAGUCCAGUGGGGUACAGGCCCAGAUGGCAAAGCAACAAGAGCAAGACCCGACGAACCUGUACAUCUCCAACCUGCCACCAUCCAUGGAUGAGCAGGAACUGCAGAAUAUGCUCAAGCCCUUUGGACAAGUCAUUUCCACCAGGAUACUGCGGGAUGCCAACGGUGCCAGCCGAGGGGUUGGUUUUGCAAGGAUGGAAUCAACAGAGAAGUGUGAAGCAAUCAUUGCUCAUUUCAAUGGGAAAUUCAUUAAGAUGCAACCAGGAGUUCCAGCUCCUUCAGAACCUCUGCUGUGCAAGUUUGCAGAUGGUGGGCAGAAGAAACGACAGAAUCAGAACAAGUACCUGCAGAAUGGCAGAGCCUGGCCCAGAGAUGGAGAGCCGGGCACAAUGACACUGACCUAUGACCCAACCACUGCUUUGCAAAACGAAUUUUAUUCCAGUCCAUACAGUAUUGCGCCUAACAGGAUGAUCGCACAGACAUCCAUUACACCCUACAUCACCUCACCUGUUUCCUCAUUUCAGGUCCAUAAUCCCUCCUGGAUGCACCAUCAAUCAUAUCUUAUGCAGCCUAUGGGAACAGUAAUAACCCCCACAAUGGACCACACCAUGUCGAUCCAACCCACGUCAAUGAUGGGACCAUUAACCCAACAGCUUAGUCACCUCUCUCUGGGCAGCACUGGCACAUACAUGCCAGCCACCACGGCAAUACAAGGGACGUACAUUCCCCAGUACAACCCAAUGCCUCCCUCCAACGUAUCUGUUGAGGAAACCAGUGGGCAGCAGCAGCAGGUUGCAAUGGAAACGUCCUCUGAACCUGCAAGCUAUUCCUACCAGCACAGCAAGUAAACCCGAGAUGUGAGACUGAGAACGUGAAAGAAUCAGCUCUCCUGAAUCGCUGUGAACCAAACUCCUCUGGAGAGAGAAAACACAAAGAGAAAUUUUUUGCACAAGAUUUGGAAACAAAAAAAAACACACACAAAAGUUUUUCCUUUUAUUUGUAAGACAUUCAACAAAGAAAGAAAAAAAUACACAGCUAUUUUGAUAAAACUUUCUACUUCAGUUAAGCAGACAUACCAAACCGGUGGCAGAAUGUGGAAAAGAGGUUUAUUUUGAUACAGGAAAGAGAGCUUAUUUUUUUGGAAGUGCAUCUAUUGCAAAUCAUUAUUUAAGCAUUCUGAAACUGCUCAGAGUGAGAGAGGAGAAUAUUACACAUCAAAUGUCUUUUUAACCGUGAUUAGUUUUUUUUGGUUUUGUAAAAUAUCCAGGUUCUGGCCUUCACUUGGUGAAAGCUUUGGCCAUGUACAGUUGCAAUGAUUUGAUUUAUCUGUUGCUGCAUUGCAAUUCUGUAGUGUUUAGUGCCAUUUCAGGUUUCUCCUUUUUAAUAACCUCUGUGGGAACACACUAACCGAAAUUCAAAAAGAAAACACAACUUCAAAUUACCGCUUCUCUUCAUCGUGCUCCUUUACAAAUUACCACUUCCUCCCCUCACAGAUUGAGUAACAAUUGUCACCGUGAUUACACUUUUAGUUAGUGGCCUCUGUUCUUUAAAAAAAACAGUAGCUUCAAGGACUGAGUUAAGCAUCUUCAGCCUUGAAAGUGGAUUGAGGUCCCAAACCAUAAAGAUUUGCAAGACAAGGCCAUUUAGCCCAAAACAUUCAGCCUGUUUAAUUGAAUCCACAUGCCUGCUUUUCUGCUACCACUACCCCUUCCAGCGAGCCUUGCACUUUCUUCCUUUUCCAAUACAUUCUCUUGGGUAAUUAUGAUUGAGAUUCAGUGUCUCUUGUAUUUCAUUGCAUUUUGAUGACAGUUCUUACAUGGCCUCCACCAUACCACAAUCCCUUCAUUGGUAAAAUUGGUACAAAGAAGGUAAAGGCGCAGUAACUGCCCUACUGUUGCCACCAAUGUCUCUGUGAUUUUACAGGGUGAGGUUUAUGCACUUGAUGCCCAGCAAUUUCAGAGGGAAUCAUAGUACUGCAAACAAUGAGAGCCUUUGGGAUUUAACUGGAUGCUAUAAAAGGGGGGUUAAGUCACCAGAGAAUGAAUAGAUUAAAAGGGAUUUUCCUUGACAGCUUGUUACAAAAGUCCCCUUUAGGUCUGAGUUGAGUAUGCAUGAUAUAAAAGAAGCAGAAAGCUUCCAUAAAGAGUAAACCAGGGGCAGGAAAGGAUCGUGCUCACUUAGACAGCCAAGCGGAAUUCCAGUGUCAGAGGCCCUCAUGUUGGCCUGGUGUAUUGUGGGGGAAUAAGCCCACAACUAUGGCCCAUGCUGGUAAGUUUAUCGUGGAUUACCCUCUGCUGCUUUGAAGAACACAACAAUAAACAAGUUGUUACGUUUACCUCCCUGCAAUUCUCAAUAUUAAUCAAACUCUGUCAUUUAGAGUCUAAAUUUGUUGUUGAGAAUGACAGGGAGAACUGUGUUGAGUUUUCUCAGGGCCUGUUUUAAGCAACUCACCAUCUUUGACAUUGCAGGUUCUGAUCACUAACCGAUAGGUAAAUGUAAGCAGAGCCUUUUACUAACUCGAGCACUACAGCUGUUUAGAAGAAUACAAUUAGCAUAAGGGAUUUAGAUGGGAUUACAGUGAUGGCUGCAGAGACUCUGUAAGUAAGCAACCAUACGGUGAAAAGAGAACCUUUUGUUUGUGAAUGGAUCAGACAGGUAGCUUCGGUUAGUUGACAUUGACUACCUGUGCCAGAUUACUAGAGAAUAUCUAGAGUUGUACGUGACCUGAUUUGGACAGUACCCUCUGGGAACAACAGGUUGGGAAGUGUGUGGAAGUCUGCGAGGGGUGCAGCCACAGGAUGGAGCCCUUUCACUUUGUCAGCCUGCAGUUGUGAGCUACACUGCAAAUCAACUCACAUACAUUUCUUUGUCAAUUAAAAGGUGACAUUUCCUGCAGGGAUUACACGUAGAACAUAGAACAAGACAGCACAGGCAGAGGACCUUUGAGCCACCAUGAUGUGCCAAACUAAUUAAACUAGUAAUUCAAUGUUCAGCUGCCUACACCAUGUCCAUGAGACCACUAGAUUUAGGAGCAAGAUCAGGCCAUUUGGCCCAUUGAGUUGUUAUCAAAGCAUACAACUUGAAAUUCUUCUUCUCCGGGUAGCCAUCCCCCCACCAAUCCCUCCUUCCCACACAAAAAAAAUGGAAGAUUGCUCCACCAUUUCAUCCUGGCUGAUUUAUUUCCCUCUUAACUGCAUUCUCCUGCCUUCUUUCCAUAACCUUUCAUGGACUGACCAAUCAAGAAUCUAUCAACCUCUGCCUUAAAUAUACCCAAUAACCUGGCUUCCACUGCUGCCUGUGGCAAUGGAAUCCACAGAUACACCAUCCUCUGGCUAAAGAUAUUCCUCCUCAUCUCCAUUUUAAAUGGACAUCCCUCUUUUAUGAGGAUAUGUCUCUGGUCCGACCCCAUACCCCCACCCACUAUAAGAAACAUUCUCUCCACAUCAACUCUAUUUAGGCCUUUCCACAUUCGAUAGGUUUCAAUGAGAUCCUCUCUCAAACGUUCGUCAGAUGAUGAGCCUUUCAUUCCCAGAAUCAUUUUUGUGAACCUCCUUUGAUCCCUCUCCAAUGUCAGCAUAUUCUUUCUUAGAUAAGGGGCCCAAAACUAUUCACAUUACUCCAAAUGAAGCCUCACCAGUGCCUUAUAAAGCCUCAGCAUUACAUCCUUGUUUUUAUAUUGUAGUCCUCUCAAAAUGAAUGUUAAUAUUGCAUUUGCCUUCCUCACCACCUGCAAGUUAACUAUUAGGAAAUCCUGCAUGAGGAUUCCCAAGUCUCUUUGCACCUGGAAUUCUUUUAUUUUUUUCUCCCCAUUUUAAAACAGUCUACAUUUUUACUCCUUCUUCCAAAGUAAAUGACCACACACUUCCCGACACUAUUUUCCAUCUGCCAUUUCUUUGCCCAUUCUCCUGAACGAAGUCCUUCUACAGACUCCCUGCUUCCUCAAUGCUACCUGCCCCUCCACCUAUCUUAGUAUUGUUUGCAAACUUGGCCACAAAGCCAUCAAUUCCAUCAUCUCCAUCAUUCAAUUCAUUGACAUAUAACAGUGGAACACCACUAGUCACUGGCAGCCAAUCAGAAAAGCUCUUUUUAUUCCCACACUUAGCCUCCUGCCAAUCAACUAAUGCUCUAUCCAUGCUAGUAUCUUUCAUGGAAUACCAUGGACUCCUAUCUUGUUAAGCCGCCUCAUGUGUAGCACCUUGUCAAAGGCCUUCUGAAAAUACCAGUGCACAACAUCCAGUGAUUCUCCUUUGCCUACCCUGCCUGUUAUUUCCUCAAUUCUAACAAAUUUGUCUAGCAAGAUUCCUGAUUUUGUCCUAUUUUAUCACGUGCCUCCAAGCACGCUGAAACCUCAUCCUUUAUAAUGAAAUCCAACAUCUUCCCAACCACUGAAGUCAGGCUAACUAGCCUAUAAUUUUGUUUCUUCUGCCUCUUUCCCUUCUUAAAGUCUGGAGUGACAUUUGCAAUUUUUGAGUCCUCUGGAACCAUGCCAGAAUCUAGUGAUUCUUGAAAGAUCAUUACUUAUGCCACCACAGUCUCUUCAGCUACAUCUUUCAGAAUUCUGGGGUGUAGUCCAUCUGGUCCAGGUGACUUAUCUACCCUCAGACCUUUCAGCUUCCCAAGCACUUUCUCCCUAGUAAUAGCAAUGAUACUCACUUCUGUCCCCUACCACUCUCAAAACUCUGACAUACAGCUAGAGUCUUCCAUAAUAAAGAUAGAUGCAUAAUAGUUAUUUAAUUCAUCCACCAUUUCCUUAUCUCCCAUUACUAGCUCUCCAGCAUCAUUUUCCAGUGGUCAGAUGUCUAAUCCCACCCUCUCUUUUAUGCUUUAUAUGUCUGAAAAAACUUUUGAUAACUUCUUUGAUAUUAUUGGCUAUCUUAUCUUCAUAUUUAAUCUUUUAUCUCCUUAUGGCUUUUUUAGUUGCUUUUUAAAAGCGACCCCAUUUCUGUGACUUCCCACUAAGUUUUGCUGUGUUAUACGCCCUCUCUUUUGCUUUUAUAAGCCAGCCGUUGGUGCAGUGGCAUCAGCAUCGGGAUUCGAGGCACGUGGUCCCGGGUUUGAAUUUUCCAUCUGUGCUGAGUUGAGCAUUGAGCUAGCAAGUCAGCCUCAUAAAAAACAAACAAAAUGGUAAAGAAUCAGCAAAGUGCCACCAGAUGCACUGCAAAGAGGAAUAACAACAACUUUUGUUUUUACAUUGGAUUUGACUUCCCUUGUCAGCCACGGUUGUGUCAUAAUACCUUUAGAAUACUACUUCUUUGGGAUGUAUCUGUCCUGCGCCUUCCAAAUUUCUCCCAGAAACUCCUGUCAUUGCCACUCUGCCAUCAUCCCUACUGAUAUCCCUGACCAAUCAACUCUGCCCAGCUCCUCUCUCAUGCCUCUGUAAUUCUCUACUUACUUUAAUACUGAUACAUUUGACUUUAGAUUCUCCUCAAAUUGCAGGGUGAAUUCUAUCAUAUUAUGAUCACUGUAUCCUUUACCUUAAGCUCUCUAUAAUCAAUUGUGGUUUAUUGCACAACACCCAAUCCAGAAUAGUUGAUCCCCUAGUGGACUCAACCACGAGCUGCUCUAAAAAGCCAUCUCAUAGGCACUCUACAAAUUCUCUCUCUUGCGAUCCAAAUUCAGCACCAACCAAAUAUUCCCAAUAUACCUGCAUAUUGAAAUUCCCCCGUCCCUAUUGUAACAUCGCCAUUUUGACAUGCAUUUUCAAUCUCCCGUUGUAAUGGUCCAUAUUCUCUCCCUUCCCCCCCCCCCCCCCCCCAUUCUCUGCAUGGUCAAGUGCCCAUCUAAGAGCUGUUUAUAUGGCUUCAUCAUAUUUGCUUCUACCACCACCCCUGCCAGUGCAUUCCAGGCACCUACAACUCCCUCACUCCUCAUGUUAUAUGCAAGUCCUCUAGUAUUAGACAUUUCAACCCUGGGAAAAAGAUACCAGCUAUCUUCUCUGUCUCUGCCCCUCAUGAUCUUAUAAACCUCUACCAGAUCUCCCCUCAUCCUCCGCCACUCUGGAGCAAACAACCCAAGUUUAUCCAAUAUCUCCUGAUAGCACAUGCCCUACAGUGCAGGCAGCAUCCUGGUCAACUUCUUCUGCACCAUCUCUAAAGCCUUAUAGUGAGGUAACCGGAACUAUAUGUAAUACUCCAGAUACAGUGUAACUAUAUAAAGCUGCAGCAUAAAUUCCGGAGUAUUGAAUAAAAAGGCAAGUGUCUUCUUUACUACCCCAUCCACCUGUGGGCUUGGAUCCCAAGAUCCUUCUGUACGUCCCCACUGUUAGGGUCCUGCAAUUAACUAUGUGACUUUGAUUUAUUUUUUUAAUGCAACAGAAAAUUUAAGUUUAAAGAGUUUAAAUUUCCCUUUAAAACUUGUAUCAAGACACCAUCCAUAUAUGGAGACCACCUCGGUCGCAAUUGACUUAUAUUUACCACAGACUUUAUCAUCAGGACUGGAGCACACGAUCCAGGCCAAAGAUUAGUCGGCACAGAUGCAAGGCCUUCUGACCCGUUACUUUGGCUGCUGCCUCUCUUGAGUCGCUAAGCUGAGUUUAAAGUGUUAAGACUAUGCUGCUUUAUUCAGAGAGCAAGGAGUUCCCUCGGCCGCCAACUGCAGGGAAGGUUCUGUGGGCCUCGCUCUGUGCAGACUUUGCAGACAGUUUUCGUUGCCUCCAGUCUCUGUGGUAAAACACUGACAAAUUGACCCAACCACACCAAUAACCCUUUCAUCUAUUGACCAAGGCCACUGACGGAGUGCUGGAGGAUAGAAGGGUGGUAGCCUUCUGACCAAGUAGGUGGUCAGUAUAGGCAUUAUGGGCUGAAGGGCCUGUUUCUGUGCUGUAAUAAUUAAUAACUUGACUUGUUCAGAAAAUCCUCAGUGUCCCAAUUUGACGCUGCUAAUUAAUUUACACGCUGCCUUUAAAGUGAAGAGUUGUCCGAGUUUCAAACCCUCUGUUCCCACGGUCACACACUUGACAGCCACACCCAAAAUUCUUUUGAAAGUGUCCCAGUUUUAACCCAAACACAUUCAAUAUGCAUGAAUCAUCAGAACCUCCUGACCACUCAGGCCCACUUUAACCUGCCUCUCUUCCACAAGAGCUGAUCUCAAAACGAAUUCACGGGGACAUGAGAGGUUGCAGAUGGUGGAGCCUGUUGCAAUAGAGAAUCUGCUGGAGGAACUCAGUGGGUCAAGCAGCAUGUGUGGGAGGAGGGGGAUAAAUCCUGAUGCAGGGUUUUAACCUGAAACAUUGACAGUUCCUCUCCCUUCACAGAUGCUGCUCAACUGGUAGAGUUCCUCCAGCAGAUUGUGAAUUCACAAUAGGAUUGCUUUGUAUUAAUGAGAUGCUACCACUUCCCCACCAGGACCAGAAAUGAAGCAAAGACACCAAAUCUUGCUGGUGUGAAAGCAAAAUAUUGCCCAAAAGCUUCAGGUUGGUGAGGUCAGAGAGAGAAGCACCACACAUUUUACAGCCUGAAACAUCAUCUCUGUCCAAAGAUGCUGGUCAACCUGCUGAGGUUUAUUCCCAAUUCUCAACACCCAAAAAAGAAGCAACAUAACUCUUUUCUGCAUCACCCUCUCUGCUCCUCUCCAGUCUUGGGAGGGGAAUCAAUACUCAGAUAAUGUGUAAAAAAAUUCUUUUAAGCAAUUGUAGAGGUUGUAUGCAUGAGCAUAUAUCACAAAGGACAAAGAUAAGGAAGCAGCUAAUUUAAAGUUGUGUUCUUGAUUUUGUUUUCUCUCUGCUACCUGGCCUCUUUAAUGAACAUGCUUUUUUUUUGCCCUCCAUUUAAUAGGUAGCUUUAAGAUGCAGAUAUAUUUACGUAUACGUGUGUACAGUAUGAGUGCAUGAGUGUGCGCGCGCGUGUGUGCGUGUGCAUGCGUGUUUUUGUUUUGAAAAGACUAAUGCGAGCCAUUGAACAUUCUUCUAAAGCUUUGCUGGGAGUUUAGAAAUGGUGUUGGCAGGGACUAGGGAAGUUAGAGAGAUUGCUUCGUUAUAUUGCUGACUUUUUUAAAAGAUCAAUUUAACUCUUAGUAGAAAUGAAACACAAAGAAACUGCUUUAAAUGAAAUGUUUCAAUUGAACACUUUUAUAGAUUUUUAGAGAGGGAUGCCAUGUCUUGACUUUCCUUUUUAAAUGUGUUGAUGAGGAUAAUUUUGUUGAUGCUAACAGUCAUGCAUUAUUCUGUUUUGUGCUGAAAUAGUCUUUAUUUGAAUUGUUUUUAUUUUGUUAGGGAGAGUGGAUGUGCUUGUAUUGAAGCUCCCAUUUUCUAAAGUGAAUGUUGUUCUUUAGUGUUGAGUUAGGCAUCAAUUUUGGAUGAAAAAUAUAUCGUGCUUGCUAGGUCUCCCACAGCGCUGAGAAGGCCCUCUCAGUACUCUGGCCCCACCUUUGGUUCCUAUUAAAGGCAGAGGAAGGGUGUUCAGGGCAGUAGGAGAAUAGACGGGUUGGGUCUGGCCUUGUGAGCUUAGACUAGUUCAGCCUAACUGGCCCAUUUGGACUGUAGACAUACAGAAUAUUCUCUCUGAGCCGAACAUCGAAUGAGACCUUUCGGCUCCAGACCCGAUGGAUGCACCUUCCUUCUGGAAUGGUGCACAGACCGAUGUCGGGGGAAGCAGAUGGGGGCAGUGACUCUUCAUCAUCCCUCCACGUAAGUGCCACCUCCUCCCGGUCUGUCAAACUUGCCCCUUCUUUGAUCACCCUGACACCAGCUCCUGGUCACGGACGUGACCUUGUCCCCCAGUGGACAGAGGGGGGCUUACCAUACAAAGUGGCCACCAACGGGUGUGCGUCAUCACAAUCAGCUGCCACUCAGCGCCGAGCAUGCAGAGACUUUCUUGUUGAGCUGGGAGGCAGGAGGUCAUGGUAGCCAUCAGGGUCUCUUACCUAGAACAGUACCCUGCAACCACCCCCUCACCCUACCUGUCCCCCAAGCCUGGUCGUACAGUUACCGCAAACGACUCUACGCAAAAUUGGUGCCUAGUUUCCAGUCGGAUGCAAGGCAAUUUGGCUGGUUACUCUUAGAAUGUUCUAUUUACCAAAGAUCCACCCAUCCAUUUCCAUCUACCAGUCACUGAUGAAGCUUUAUCUCCACACUCCAUUAUACAGUUUUUGCCUACAUGUUACUGGACUGCUUUACUGUGCUUCCUCUGGAUCCAGGAGCACUAUUGUGUACAGUAUCUGCUGCUACGGUCACAACUAUGAAGGAAAUGUACUGUCUUUGGUUGUGCAACCACACACUCAGACACACAAACUGCAAGAACUUACAUGAACACACACCACAAAAAUGUAAAGUGCACAUACCACAAAAAACUUAAGUUAUACACACAUCUCACACACACAAGAAUUUACAUGGAACACACACACCACAAAAGCUCCAUGAAUACACACUCAUAUGCACCACAAAACCUUAUGUACACACAAAUUAUAGUCACACACAAAAUUCUACAUGAAUACACACCACAAAAUUUACAUAAUGUUCACACAUCACACACACACACCUACUAACAUACAUUUCACACACACCACAACUUGUGUGAAUACACACCGUACAACUGACUGCACAAACUUGCCUGAAUACACAAAGAUUCACCUUCACACAAGUGUACACAUCCUCACACCAAGCUGUGUUUUGAAACUAUGAAAUUGUUGAUUGAAUUCUGGGUUUGGGGUUUUGAAUGUUAAGAUUGGCCGCUUACCAAAGCCCAGGGCACAAGCUCAACUAACUCAGUAGCCCAGUUUGCUGAAUUGUUUGUUGCUGUUGGUGCAAUUUUGGGGUAGGCUGGGGGCAGAGCUACAAGAGUGAGCACUUGUUACUGGAGGCUUUGCCCCUCUGCUGAUCCUGGAUGUGAAAGAUCCAGUCACCCCUAAUACUAUGUCCAGCUUCCACCACUCCACUGAUAUCACAUGUGACUUGGCCUCCACAGCUGCCUGUGGCAAUGAACUCCACAGAUUCACCAUUCUCUGGCUAAAGAAAUUCCUCCUCAUCUCUGUUCCAAAUGGACAUCCAUCUAUUCUGAGGCUGUGCUCUCUGGUCCUAGACUCACCCACAAGAAGAAACAUCCUCUCCAAGACCACUCUAUCCAGACAUUACAAUAUUCAAUGUGAGAUUCCCCCUCAUUUUUCUGAACUCCAAUGAAUAUAGGCCCAGAGCCAUCAAAUGUUCCUCCUAGGUUAACCCUUACAUUCCCAGAAUCAUUUUCAUGAAUCUCCUCUGGACCUUCUCCAAUGCCAGCACCUCUUAGAUAAGGGUCUCAAACUGCUCACAAUACUCCAAAUGCGUUCUGACCAAUGCCUUAUAAAGCCUUGGCAUUACAUCCUUGCACUUAUAUUCCAGUCCUCUCAAAAUUAAUGCUAAAAUUGCAUUAGCCUAUCGUACUAUUAGCUCAACCUGUAAGUUAACCUUCAGGGGGAAUCCAUGACACUUUGCAACUCUGAAUUUUGAAUUUUCUCCCCAUUUAGAAAAAGUCUAUGUCUUUCUUCCUUCUACCAGAAUGCAUGACCAUACACUUUCCUACACUAGAUUUCAUCUGUCACCUCUUUGCCCAUUCUUUCACUGUCUAAAUUGUUCUGCAGACUCCCUGCUUCCUCAACACUACCUGCCCCUCCACCUAUCUUCGAAAUUUCCACAGACCUGGCCAAAAAACCAUCAAUUCUAUCAUCCAAAUUACUGACAUAUAACAUGAAAAGAAGUGGUCCCAACACAGACUGCUGUGGAACACCACUAGUCACCGGUAGCCAAUCAGAAAAGACCUCCUUUAUUCCCACUCUUUGCCUCCUGCCAGUCAGCCAAUCUUCUAUCCAUGCUAGUAUCAUUCCUGUAGUACCAUGGGCUCUAUCUUGUUAAGCAGCCUCAUGUGCAGCAUCUUGUCAAAGGCCUUCUGAAAAUCCAAAUAAACAACAUCCACUGACUCUCCUUUGACUAUCCUGCCUGUUAUUUCCUCAAAGAAUUCUAACAGAUUUGUCAGACGAGAUUUCCCCUUGAGAAAACCAUGCUGACUUCAGCCUGUUUCAUCACGUGCCUCCAAAUACCCCAAAACCUCAUCCUUAACAAUGGACUCCAAAAUCUUCCCAACCAUUGAGGUUGGGCUAACUAGCCUAUAAUUUCCUUUCUUCUGUCUCUCUCCCUCCUUGAAGAGUGAAAUGACAUUUGCAAUUUUCCAGUCCUCAGGAACCAUUCCAGAAUUUAGUGUUUCUUAAAAGUCUAAUACCUUCACAAUUUCUUCAGCUGCCUCUUUCUGAAUCAUGGGAUGUAGUCCAUCUGGUCCAGGUAACUUAUUUACCUUCAGACCUUUCAGCUUCCUAAGCACCACCUCAUUUGUAAUAACGACACUCACUUCUGCCCCUGAUACUCUUGAAUUUCUGGUAUACUGCUAUUGUCUUCCACAGUGAAGACAGACACAAAAUAUUUAAGUUCAUCCAUUAUUUCUUUGUCAUUGUACCCCCCCCCCCACCCGCAUUACUACCUCUCCUGAGUCAUCUUUCAGCGGUCCAAUAUCCACUCUCUCUUCCACUCUAUAUGUCUGAAAAAUACUUUGGCUACAUUAACUUCAUAUUUCAGCUUUUUCCCCUUAUGGCAUUUUUAGUUGCCUGCUGUUGGUUCUUAAUAUUUCCCAGUCCUCUAACUUCCCAUUAAUGUUCGCUACAUUAUAUGCCCUCUCUUGCUUUUAUGCUGUCUUUGACUUCCCUUGUCAGCCAUAGUUGCUUCAUCCUCCCUUUAGAAUGCUUCUUCAUCUUUGGAAUGUAUCUGCCCUGCACCUUCUGAAUUGCUCCCAGAAUCUUGCUGUGCACCUGUUGUGAGUUACUGUGAGGCACGAGACAAAAGUGAGUUUCGGCUUUUGGAAUCAAAGAUUGGGUGGUUAAUAUUUAAAAGCAUAGAACUCUACAGCACAGUACAGCCCCUUUGGCACAUGGUACUGUGCCAACCUUUUAACCUCCAAGAUAAUUUUAACCCCUUCCUCCAACACAGCCCAUAUCCUUCCAUUUUUCUUUUGUCACUAUGCCUAUCUAAGGGUCUCUUAAAUCUCUCUAAUGUACCUCUACCACCUCUUCUGGAGUGCACUUUACCACUCUCUGUGUAAAAAUACCUAAUUCUGACAUCCCACCUAAACUUUACUCCAAUCACCUUAAAAUUAUUCCCUGGGGAAAAAGCUGGUUCUCUUUAUACUGUAUAACCUCCAACUCAAAAGGUAACUCAGCAUCCUUCAUUUGUUAAGUUGUAGCUCUUAAAAGCUGGUCCAACCACUAUUCCUUAGCCAAUACCUUCUCCUGCUGGCUGCUUCAGUGUGUAUUUGACCUACAAUGUUUUCCAAUCUUACCAGCACAGUCCAUGAUCAACUUCACUGAGCUAACCUUCUGCCAUUUAUAAAAUAGGACUGCACACAGGCCUGAAUCACCUGGGACUUUCUGUCCCCAGGGAAGCGGGGAGUUCUUUUUGUGCCAGAUUUUUCCCCCAAGUUUAAAUGUGAGAAGAAUUUCAUAGUUUCAGAGAACAGAGUCUGCUGCUGCUAAGCCACCGGGAGUCUUGAGUUUGUCUUCAUCUGACGACCAUCAUGUAAAUGUUACUGCUUCUUGUUUUAUUGGUUCUGCUCUGUUACUCCCUGGUCUCAAAACAGGAGUGCUUUAAACAGGUGACAGAUUUGAACUUCAGUAAAACCGACAAUGGAAUUGUU
Molecule: messenger RNA, 15646 nt
Organism: Hypanus sabinus (Atlantic stingray)
Lineage: Eukaryota; Metazoa; Chordata; Chondrichthyes; Myliobatiformes; Dasyatidae
Product: RNA-binding motif, single-stranded-interacting protein 2-like
Exons: 14
Coding region: 2654-3850 (398 amino acids)
Cellular component (GO): cytosol; ribonucleoprotein complex; nucleus
Molecular function (GO): mRNA 3'-UTR binding; poly(U) RNA binding; poly(A) binding
Source: RefSeq, a predicted model, not a curated record